Rasamsonia emersonii CBS 393.64 is the source of this 456-nucleotide messenger RNA. RefSeq lists its product as uncharacterized. The transcript has a single exon. The record is from RefSeq and is a predicted model, not a curated record. NCBI's taxonomy places the organism in Eukaryota, Fungi, Ascomycota, Eurotiomycetes, Eurotiales, Trichocomaceae. The annotation marks the transcript as partial.
CUGAGCGUAAUUCUGGUCGCUCUCGAGGGUGAGUGCACAAUUUGCUCGAUUGAGUGCGAUUUGUAUUUGGUGAUGCAUGCUAACUUUGUUCCAGUUUCGGCUAUGUCGAGUUCACCAACGCUGCCGAUGCCAAAAAGGCCUACGAGGGCAAGAAGGAUGCCGAGAUUGAUGGUCGCAAGAUCAACCUGGACUUUGCUAAACCCCGUGACUCCAACGACCGUGAUCCCAAGGAGAAGGCUCAGGCUCGGGCCAAAUCCUUUGGUGACCAAACCAGCCCCGAGAGCGACACCCUGUUCAUUGGCAACAUCGCCUUCAGCGCCAACGAGGAUGCGAUCCGCAAGAAGUUCCAGGACAAGGGUAAAAUCGUGGGCAUCCGACUGCCGACCGAUCCUGAGUCGGGACGUCCCAAAGGCUACGGCUACAUCCAGUUCUCCUCCGUCGAUGAGGCGCGUCAGG